Messenger RNA from Bipolaris zeicola 26-R-13, 2631 nucleotides. RefSeq lists its product as uncharacterized. Gene Ontology annotation, cellular component: cytosol. Gene Ontology annotation, biological process: triglyceride catabolic process. The transcript is spliced from 5 exons. The record is from RefSeq and is a predicted model, not a curated record. Gene Ontology annotation, molecular function: sterol ester esterase activity; triacylglycerol lipase activity. Lineage: Eukaryota; Fungi; Ascomycota; Dothideomycetes; Pleosporales; Pleosporaceae. Bases 1 to 2631 code for a protein of 876 amino acids.
AUGAUAGAUCAUGUACUCGGGCGGCCGUCAGUGCAAUUUCGAAAGAUCCAAGUGCUAGCAGUAGUAUCUUUCUGGUCCUUUUAUCUCUACAGAGGCGACCGCCAUGGCCCCCCAAUUGUCCGCCGUAUUUCCGCCCUUCUCUCCAGGAAGCUGACUGUGUGGCAAUCGGUCCUCGUAACGCUCCUCUACCUCUACGUCGCUCGCAACUUUGGCAAGCUUGUCGGCCUCGAGUGCCCCGAGCCACUCGCAAGUCUCUACUCGCGCUCCUACUUCCGCGCAACAUGGGUUACAACGGCGCUGGAUGCAGGCUUCUGGUCCGCCAUGCGUAUCAAGCGAAAAGGCCUGAGGGACUUCCUGUCGAUUGUGUUUAGCAUAUACUAUAUGAUAUGCGCGGAGCAGGCCGACGAGAAGGUGAGAAAGAUUAGGGCUACUCUCACCGUCGAUCACCUCCGUGUCGCGUGGAACAAAGGAACGACGCCGUAUCUUGGCGCCUUGACCAGCUUGAUGCGCCCGAGGUUGAUGGUUUACCCGCCGCGCAAAAUCAGGAUACCACGACCAAGGGCAAGCUCGUACAAAGAGCCUGUGACUGCGUGGUUGUAUUUCAACGGCCCACGAAGCGCGCUCAAGAAGCACGAUAAGAUUGUGCUGGAUAUACCUGGUGGGGGCUUCGUUGCUAUGGAUCCAAGGAACCACGAUGAUAAGCUCAUGGGAUGGGCUGGUAAGACCGGUCUGCCCGUGCUAAGUCUGGACUACAAAAAGGCACCUGAACAUCCGUAUCCAUAUGCGCUUAAUGAGUGCUAUGAUGUCUAUCAUAUGAUCAUGGCUUCGAGGGGGACAUGUAUGGGACUAUCGGGAGAACUCGAACCCAAAGUUGUCGUUUGUGGUGAUUCGGCAGGCGGUAACUUGGCUGUGGGUAUGGUGCUCAUGGUCCUACAAAGUGGAUCGACGGAAACGCGAAGAUGGCAGGGCGAGCGCGCUCUACCACCCCCUGUUGGCGUAGUGCUGGUCUAUCCGGCGCUGGACAUGAACAUCGGAAACUGGAUGUCUGACGAGCAGAUGGCCCUUAUCCGCGACCGAAGGGUAAGGAAGACAAAUCGGCCCAUUCUUCGACAUAAGAGUGACGACUACCGACACCUUGCGCCAAACACUCCUUAUGGGUCUGAUACGGACAGCGAUGAUGAUACCAAGAAACCAAGCAUAACCAAUGGUGCAAAUGCAACUUCCACCCGCACCCUCAAAUCUGCCCAGACGAUGAUCAGGCUUUCUGCUGCCCAUACUGGCAUAGACAGCCACUCCCUUCCUCGUAUCGAUAUGAGCAAUACCGCCGCUAAUGGUAACACUGCCGCCGGUCAGGUAACAUCAGCAAGCACCAACAGUAUGCCACCUACGCCAUUAGCGACUCAGCCACCUACCCCAGGUGCACCGCAACCAGCACCUCCUACAACCACCAUUAAAACCCGUCUCGCAACAUCGAGUAUGAUUUCAUACUUCAACGACCGCAUUCUGACGCCGGAAAUGAUGCGUGCCAUGAUCAUCCUGUACAUAGGCCCACAUCACCGUCCAGACUUUAGCACCGACUUUCUUCUUUCACCGUUGCUUGCACCAGAGUCUCUCCUAGCAAAAUUCCCCAAGUGCUGGAUGUUGACCGGUGAGCGCGACCCACUUGUCGACGACACAGUCAUCUUCGCCGGACGUCUACGACAGGCCAAGCGCGCCGAAUGGGUGGCAGCAAAAGACCUUGGUCUCGACUGGGCUCGUGGCGAGUUCGACGAAGAGAACUGGGUGAAUGUCGAUCUCAUCCCGGGCAUCAGCCACGGCUUCUUGCAAUUCGUAGGCGUAUUCCCUGAGGGCUGGAAGUACAUCCAUCGCUGCGGCAAAUGGAUUACUGAGGCUUUUGACGCAGAUGCCGAAAAGGGUGAGCUGGAAACGCCCAUGUACACGCCGCUUGCUUCAGUCAGACGGCCAGGCGAGAGAGGAGGCGAUUAUUUCGGUACUGUGGGGCUGGCGGAUGCGAUUGAUGGGCUUACAUCGCCACAACGGGGGCGACACCAUCGUCGGACGGGGACUGCGAGCUCGAUUGAUGAGGAUAGGCCGCUGGAAAUGACGGUGCUGAACAAGGGAAAGAGAAGUCCGCAGAAUAACCAGUCUGCAAAGGAACGAGAUUUGAAUGUAAGGGGUAGGGGCAGAGUAAGGAAGAACGAUUCCUUUGCGGGGUUUUGCUUGCACGAGCUCAGGAAUCUCCAACAAAACUCCACGGGGAAUGACGUUCGAGACGAGGGGACACGCACACCCUGCCUCUUGUGCAAUCGCCAAGCUCCACCAAGACGUCGGACCGAUGCUUGUCUAUCAACGCCCAUCUCUACUACUACUGGACGACGAUUGGCAAACCUGCAACAACCGGCUUUAGACUCGCGCUUACUGUUUUGGCAGGGGGCCCGGUAUCGCUAUGCGCGCAAGCCAGAAAAUUUGCUGUCUCUGUGCCAUGGAGACUCCACAUUACGUCACUCCAGCCGUAUGAGGAGGACCAUGGGGACUUCUCCAUGGGCACCGAUCUUUUCCACUGGGGUUUAUAAAGGGAGGAGAUAUGCACUGGAUGGUGCCUUUUUUUUGUGUGCGAGAGAUUACUCGUGA